ACGAGAGCAGUCAACAGGAUGGGUCGAACAAUAAGAGUGCUUACGUUGUACGGCUGUGUGAUCGGAAUUUUGUUGGCGUUGACAGUUAGGUUGACCACCGCUGCAGAGGAACUGUUCGGGUACAGAGAAGAUCCGGAGGACAAUCCCGGACGACAGAACGCCAAUAAUCGAACCCCGGUCUACAUUCCGGGUCGCUGCGGAGAGAAUGAAAUCCUCUACCCAGGAGAUCAGGAGAACGAUUGGGUGUGCGAUUGCCGUCCCGCACACGUCUACCAUCCCAUUUCGGCCGGAUGCUUUCCGCUGUACACCCGGGCCUACUGUCGCGAGGACGAGUAUGUAGAGAUUAAGCUGGGCUCCAAGCUGCCCAAGUGUACGAAGAAUAUCUGCGAAAAAGGGCAUCUUCCCUUCAACGGACUGUGCGUCGUUCUCCACAAGAACAACGAGGGAGCCUGCCCGACGGUUCAGCACAUCCGGUACGUGAUCGGGGUGAAUGAAGUCACGUUGCAGCUAGAUUGUAUCAGCCGAGCACCGGUGGAUUUUAAGAAAAUUGUAAAGAAACGGACAGAAGUAGAUGAUCCUGAAAUCAUGGUGACAAAGGAAGGGCAUGUUUUGGUUCUGACUGCGGUCAAAGGUGCCGUCGGAUCGAUUGCUUGGUUAAAUGCAACGCAACUGGAGGAUAAGGAAGAUGCUAUCGAAGGGACAGAAGCUCCGCUAUAAAUUGAUGUGCAAUUU
Messenger RNA from Ochlerotatus camptorhynchus, 732 nucleotides. RefSeq lists its product as uncharacterized. NCBI's taxonomy places the organism in Eukaryota, Metazoa, Arthropoda, Insecta, Diptera, Culicidae. The transcript has 3 exons. The coding region runs from base 19 to 717 and encodes 232 amino acids. The record is from RefSeq and is a predicted model, not a curated record.